UGACAAAUGCCCGUUUAAAGACUUUUGUAUAGAAUAUUCUAUUUUAUUCCAUUUGUAAAUGCAAUAAAUUCUUCGUAGUAAAUAAGCUAAUAAAAUCAUAAUACGAAAGCGUAUUUUUAAUACAUAAUUUGCUUUUCGAAAUGGGAACCAUAAGUACAAAAGAUACUCGACGCAUUAGUUUUGACAAUACAUUUGCUAUUAUUCCUGUAAUAACUGUUCAUAAAUCUAUCGAAGAUAACACAUUCGCAGAAAUUGAAAAUAUAGUCGAUGAAACAGAAAAUGAAUCCAUUUUAAAAAAUCAAACUAUUGAGACACAUGGGUACAAUGAAAAUGAUUACUGGACUCGCAGAUUAGAUCAUCUUAAAAAGGAACAUAAUUCGAUUAAUAAAAUUAUCGAAUCGGAAUACGAGAAAACUAUAGAAAAUACUAAUCAAAUAUUCGAACCACUUAAAGUAACUCAUGACAGAAUACACAAAAUGAAACCAUGUUUUGAAUGGCGAGCAAAAGUACAGAAUUAAUUUACUAUAGUAGUAGUAUUAAAUAAAGUUUGAACCGCGCAAUAAAGGCGAGGCAUGACGCGGCAUUAUUGGCAUAUUUAUGAUUAUUAACCAGUAGGACCCUGGAUUCUUUAAGUAGGCGCAUAUGUAUUUUUAGACUUAUGACUUGACCAUAAACAUCAAGCACCAGAAAAGUCUAUGAUGGGUACGGCUUCUUAUCUACUCCCACUUAAAUAUACCUAUACAGGGUAUUGAAGUGGCACAUUAAAAAACCUAAUAUGCCGCCUCGUAUCGCGCCGUUAAUCGUGGACAGGAAAAUAUGCCUACACUAAAUUUGGUACACAAAUAAUAAUUUGGUACAUAGGUAAAACAUGCUUAAAUUUGCAGAUUUUACAAUGUUAUGAAGACAAUCCGCAUCAGCCUUUAAUGUGUUCAGCAGCUGUUCAAGCUUUUAGUCAAUGUGUCAAAUCCUGCAGAAUUGAUGAUUAAUUUUAUUAGAGCAUAUUGUUAGAUUCAAAAUUUCUGUCGUGUUACUUAUACAAUUAAAUUAUGAAUAUUAAUAGUUUGU
Galleria mellonella (greater wax moth) is the source of this 1065-nucleotide messenger RNA. RefSeq lists its product as uncharacterized. Bases 141 to 518 code for a protein of 125 amino acids. The transcript is spliced from 2 exons. The record is from RefSeq and is a predicted model, not a curated record. NCBI's taxonomy places the organism in Eukaryota, Metazoa, Arthropoda, Insecta, Lepidoptera, Pyralidae.